GUAAGGCGCUGCCCCUCCCUCCGCUCCCGGAAGGGUCCGUCCGGAAAACCCGCCGUCUCUGCAGCGAGCCCAGCGGCACCGGCCGGCUCCUCGCCUGCAUCAGGACGCCAGGGCUCCCCGCCGAGGGGCGUGGGGCCCGGCUGGGCGGUGGCGGCUCGGCCGCGGGGCGGAAGGGUCCGCGCCGGGUCCGGCCCUCGGCAGCGGCGCCCGGCUGGCGGGGGAGAGAGAACCGCGUUGCACCGCCACGCCCUCCCCUCCCCUUCCCGGCGGAGGCAGCGCCACGUCUCGGGCAGGAGCCGGCGCCGGGCGGGCUGCCCCAGAGGAUGCAGCUCCUUGGUGAUUACAACUUUGGCUGCAAGCUGUUUUCAUGAUCUCAUGGAAUUAUCAGUUGCCUGCUGCACACCAACAGCUGUGAAGCUCAGAGCUGUGCUCCUGGGUAACAUCUUGAUGCUGUUGUUGCAGAUGGAGAGAAACAGGACUUGGUAGUUCAAUCGGAAGCAAAUUAUUCAGAAGCACUUUCCAGGGAUCUGGAUCGUUUUUACCAUGGACUCAUCUGUCCAGCAGGAUGUUCAUUUGGAGAACAGAAGCAAUAAUGGGGCCCCUAGCGGCUCUGAAGAACUUUUGGAUUGUAAAGCCAAGUCAAAUUCUCCAGUUACAGCAGAUGAAAUUAACACUACCAGUGUUAACAUCAAUGAAGUGCCAAAUGAAGAGGGAAGUCUGGAGAUAAACUGCAAAGUGGAUGCCUGCCAGAAUGGGCCAGAGUCGCUCUCCCCUGACUCUCCUGUAUCUUUUGACCCCACCAGCAGUGCACAGGGUCAAGAGUCAUCCCCAGGUGUGACUGGUUUCCAUGGCAGCCUAAGGAAGUCUCAGGGAACUAGUGCUGAGGGCAUAGUUCUUAGAAAAGAAGCUUUGCAGUCUCUCAAACUAAGUCUUCCCAUGCAAGAAACUGAAUUGUGCUCAGUAGAGUCUUCACUCCCAUUGGACAAAGAAGAACAAAUAAGACUUCAAGCCAGAAGACGGCUAGAAGAGCAGCUCAAACAAUACAGAGUGAAGAGACAUCAAGAAAGAUCGAAUCAGUCUACAUCCAGAAACCGGCCCUCCAGCACCCUAGAUCCUGAGCUGAUGUUAAAUCCAGAAAUCUUGCCAAGAGCUAGCACUGUAGCAAUGACAAAAGAAUACUCCUUUUUGCGGACCAGUGUCCCCAGGGGGCCAAAAUUGGGUAGCCUGGGACUUCCAGCAUCCUCAAAAGAGAGAAGAAGUUCAAAAUGUAGGGCCAGUAAGAUCCGGUCCUUGGCUGACUACAGAACUGAAGACUCAGGCUCUAGAAACACUAUUGGGAAUUUUGUGGCUACUGAUUUACCUGGUGGCACUCUGAAGCAAAGCAGAAGCGGUCCAGCAUCGGUUGUGUCUGAGAUUAGUCUACCUUCUGACACAGAUGAUCGAAUAGAUAAUUCCUCCUUGGCAGAAGACAGUGUUUCAGAGGUUGAUGGGAGUGAAGUGGGAAUGAGGCUGGAUGGAAAUGAGAGUGACAGCUCUACCUACAGCAGUGUGUCAGAAAAAGGGCUGUAUAACAGUUUAGAGAAUGCAGAAGGCAAACAGGGUAUUCCAUAUACAGUAAAUGGUCAGAAGAUACAUCCUGAUGCAAUGGGGCAAUUUCCUUCCAUCAGUGAGGUGCUGCAGGCUGCAGCAGUGGAGCAUCAAGCCCAAGAGCAAGAAAUUAAUGGGGAAGUACGGAGUAGGAGAGACAGUAUUUCUAGCAGUGUUUCUAUGGAAAGCUCUGUCACGGGAGCUCAUGAUGAAAUGUUGCAGGUUCUGAAGGAGAAGAUGAGACUUGAAGGGCAGCUAGAAGCACUCUCACUAGAAGCUAAUCAGGCUCUCAAAGAGAAGACUGAGCUACAAGCCCAACUUGCAGCUCUGAACAUGAAGCUUCAAGCACAGAUGGAGCACAGCCAAAAUAGCCAGCAGAAGCAGGAAUCUCUGAGCUCAGAAGUGGCCACAUUAAAGCAGUCUUGCUGGGAUCUGGAACGAGCUAUGGCUGACCUGCAAAAUGCCUUGGAAGCAAAGAAUGCUAGUUUGGCUUCUUCAAAUAAUGAUUUGCAGUUAGCGGAGGAGCAGUACCAAAGGCUCCUGCUGAAGGUUGAAGAUAUGCAAAAAAAUGUUCUCACCAGAGACAGCACAGUUCAUGAUCUAAGACAGCAGAUGGCUUCCUUACAGAACCAGCUUCAGAAGGUGCAGCUGGAACGGACCACACUGACCAAUAAGCUAAAGGCAUCUGAAACAGAAAUCACAUCGCUCCAAAAUGUGCGGCAGUGGUACCAGCAGCAGCUUGUACUAGCACAGGAGGCCCGUGUCAGGCUGCAGAGCGAGAUGGCCAAUAUACAGGCUGGGCAAAUGACCCAAGCAGGUAUGUUGGAACAUCUCAAACUAGAGAAUGUGGCACUGUCUCAACAGCUGACUGAAACCCAGCACAGAUCCAUUAAAGAAAAGGAACGUAUUGCAGCACAGCUGCAAAAUAUUGAGGCUGACAUGUUAGAUCAGGAAGCUGCCUUCAUGCAGAUUCAGGAGGCUAAAACCAUGGUGGAAGAAGACUUGCAGAGAAAACUAGAGGAGUUUGAGGAUGAAAAAGAACAGCUUCAGAAAAUGGCUGAUUCUGCAGCAACACUGGAGCAAGAAUUGGAGCAGGUCAAGUUGACUUUGCAUCAGCGAGAUUUGCAGCUUGAAUCUUUACAGCAAGAACACUUAGACCUGAUGAAGCAAUUCACUCUGAUCCAAGAGACAUUGCACACCAAAGAGCAGUCCCUGGAUGACCUGCAAACGCAGUAUGAUGAACUGAAGGCUAGAUUAGAAGAGUUCCAAAGUGAUGCUACUUCUAAAGAUGACAUGAUUCAGUAUUUACAGAAUGAGAAGAUUGUCUUGGAAGUAGCUCUGCAGGCAGCAAACGCAAGCAAAGAGCAACUUGAUAAAGGAGCGGCACGCCUUGGAGAAGACACAGAAGUAGCAUCACAAGUCUUGGAACAAAUGAGGCAAGAAAUGGCAAUCAAGUCAAGCCAGGUAGAAAAUCUACAACAGGAAAAUACCAGCCUUAAAAAACAGGUUCAAAAAGUGAAGGAGCAGUUCCUGCAGCAGAAGGUAAUGGUGGAAGCUUAUCGAAGAGAUGCAAGUUCUAAGGACCAGCUGAUUAGUGAACUGAAAGCUACAAAGAAGCGAUUGGACUCAGAAGUGAAAGAGUUAAAACGAGAGCUACUGAAAGUUCAAGUUGAAAAACAGUCACUUGAAUCUGAACAUUCAAAACUACAGAAGGAAGUAUCUCAGGUUCACCAGCAGAUGGUGGAAAUAGAAAAUCAGCUUCAGUCAGUGCAGAAAGAACGAGAUGAAAUGGAAACACGCCUACAGUCUUUGCAGUUCGAUAAGGAACAAAUGGCAUCUCUUGCUGAGGCAAAUCGGGCAUUAAAACAACAAGUAGAACAAAUGCAAGAAGAAGCAAAAAAGGCCAUUACUGAGCAGAAGCAGAAGAUGAAGCGUCUAGGGUCAGAUCUGACGAGUGCUCAGAAAGAGAUGAAAGCAAAACAUAAAGCCUAUGAGAAUGCAGUUGGCAUUCUUAGUCGUCGGCUGCAGGAAUCUCUGGCUGCAAAGGAAUCUGCUGAAGCAGAGCUGAGCAAACUAAAAACACAAAUCACUGAUGGUGGAAACAACCAGAUUGCCCAAGAAAGGAUUCAAGCUCUGGAGACAGAAUUGCAAGCUGUUAGCAGCAGUAAGUUGAUGCUGGAAAAAGAGCUGCAAGAAGUGAUUUCACUUACCAGCCAGGAGCUUGAAGAAUACAGAGAGAAAGUGCUGGAACUUGAAGAUGAGCUUCAGGAAUCUAGAGGCUUCAGGAAGAAGAUAAAACGCUUAGAAGAAAUUAAUAAGAAGUUGGCCCUUGAACUGGAGCAUGAACGUGGAAAACUUACAGGUCUUAGUCAGUCCAAUGCUGCUUUGCGGGAACACAAUAAUAUCCUUGAAACAGCCCUAGCAAAAAGAGAGGCAGACUUGGUACAGCUGAACCUACAGGUUCAGGCUGUCUUAAAGCGGAAAGAGGAAGAGGAUCAGCAAAUGCAACGGCUUAUUCAAGCUUUGCAGGCUUCCUUAGAGAAAGAAAAGUUAAAAGUUAAAGAUCUUAAGAAGCAGGAAGCAGCAGCAAAAGCAGAUGCAGCACAUAACCGCCGUCAUUACAGAGCUGCUGCGCUUGAGCUCAGUGAAAUAAAGAAAGAGCUACACGCCAAAGAACUGCUUGUCCAAGCCCUUCAGGCUGAAGUGGACAAACUGCAGGUAGAGGAUAAAAAACAUUCCCAGGAGGUAUCACAGUUUCAGGAAGAGCUGGCAGAAGCCAGGUCUCAGCUCCAACUUCUGCAGAAGCAGCUGGAUGACAAGCUUAGUGAACAGCCUGUAGUAAGCCAAGAGGUGGAAGACCUCAAGUGGGAAGUAGAACAAAAAGAAAGAGAAAUUGAAACACUUAAGCAGCAGUUGGAUAUGAGUGAACAGCGCAGCCACAAAGAGUUAGAAGGGAUACAAGUUGCCUUGCAGAAUAUCAAGACUGAGUUGGAAAUGGUGAGGGAAGACCUGUCAGUGACUCGGAAGGAUAAGUUUAUGCUGCAGGCUAAAGUGACUGAACUGAAGAACAGCAUGAAGUCACUGCUGCAGCAGAACCAGCAACUGAAGCUGGACUUGAAGCAUGGCAAAAUGAAGAAGAAGAAGGAACUAAAAGGAGAGAAUAACUCUUCAAAUCCUGUGACUCCAGUCAAGAUUCCUGAUUGCCCAGUGCCUGCUGCCUUGCUGGAAGAACUGCUGAAACCAUCGACAGCUGUGAGCAAGGAGCCUUUAAAAAAUCUGAACAGCUGUCUCCGGCAAUUAAAGCAAGAAAUGGACAGCCUUCAGCGUCAGAUGGAGGAACACACCAUUACAGUACAUGAAUCAAUGUCUUCAUGGACUCAGAUUGAAGGGCAACUAAUGGACUUUAUUUCUACCAGUCCUGCAACUGCAUCAGACCAGCAGGAGGUUCCUAUUGUAGAUGAAAAGAAACAGAACUGUAGUGUUAGUGACCAGGAAGCUCUGACAGUAUAACCCCCUUAUCAGUUGUCUUUCUUCCUAUUGCUUUAAGUAUGUAAACAAAUCUUUAUCGAAGUUAUUUAUUUAUUUCAUUUUUAAGAACGGUGUUUCAAAGUUGUGCUUUUGCCUGUAGAAGCAAAGGACAUGGUUUUGGGAAACUGGUGUAACAUUAACUGCAGAACAUGCUAUUCCAAGGGUUUGUUUCAGAUCUUACCAUAAUAAUUCUGUUACGUUGGGGGCUGCCAAGUGGUGAAUCUAGCUCAUUUUGGUGUUGAGAGAUUCAGAUGAAGGUUCAAAAUGAGGUCAAGAGGAGCACCUGGUUCCAGCUCUGCAUUUGUUCAAUCUGAGUGAGUUUGUUAAGGAAUGACUGUUAAUAAUGUGGUAUCUGGGGUUUGUUGUUUGUUUUGCUUAAAUGUGGGGUGUGGGUUUAUUCCCUCCAUCUUGGGUUGUAUCCAAAUCAUAGGGAAAAAUAAGUUCUGCUCAUAUUCAGCCAUUACCAGUGGUUCAGAACUUCCUCUCUCCUCCCUCCUAUAAUGUCUUAUUCUCGAAGCUCGGGUUAUAGAUACUUUUAGGUAAAGAAAAAAAGUCAUUUGAAGCCAUUUCUAGUUACAAAGAUGACCUCUGACUUACAGCAAAAGAAAAGAAGACUGUAAUGACAAGCAAUGCAGAGCAGAAUGUCCCUUUGACAGAUCUGCCUGGGAUGUUUUCUGAAGUAUGAGUUUUUUCUCUUACAGUGGCAGGCCAGUAGGGAGCUUUGCUUCACUGCACAAACACUUCUUGCACCUUUUUAGUUCAACUUUUGAAGUAGACACCCUUGAAACAAGGUAUGUGUGUAAAAAUAUAUAUAUAUAAUAAGAAAUCAUAAUUUUUUGACUCUGAAUAUCUGUUCUAAUAUGCUUAUAUACUGUAAGAUAAGGCCGACAUGAGGGGGUUUUGUUACCUGUCAUUUGUUUAUUGUUACAUUUAAGUUUGCUGGGUUUUGACAUACUGUACCAGUGGCUUAGGGAAAUUAGCCCCUAAAGCCAGAGCUUUUGGAAAUGUAAUUAUUUUUACUUGAAAAGACAAAAUUAUAAUGCCUAUAAAAUUAUUAUUUUUAUUAGCUUAUCUUCUCCCACACACUUUCCCUGCUUACUGCACCCUCUAUUACAAAGUGACCAUCAUGAAUGGAAACAUUGGUACUGUGGUAGCCCCUCUGCAGAGCACCUUGACACUUGAUUGUUAUGAAAGCAGCCCACUUUAGAUUCCUUUGCCUUUGGUCCCAUUGCUCCCUGUGACUCCUAGUGCAGCAAUGAGCCUGUCCUCUCCUUCAAAGAUUCUGUGUGGAGUGGGACUUUCAGAAAUUCCAUCAGUUCUAUCCAGUAUAGUUUGGAUUAAAAAAAAGAAAACAACGGUCUACUAUGUAUACAAGUAGAUUAAGGGGCUGGUGGAGGGAAUUCUGGUUUGUGUUAUUUUUCCAAAGAGAUUGUUGCUGCUUUUAGAUGGGUUUGGUUGCUGAGGGGGGAUGAUUGUAGUUUGCUUAGCAGUAAGGCAAAAAAUAAGCAAACAAAACCCCCAAUCCCACCCAUAUUUAAUCAGACCUGUAAGUCUGAUUUCUUGUAACUACAAAUUCAAGCUCCAGUCCAGUUGAAGGCUUUGCACUCAGAAGUGUCUGUAUGGACUGACUUCAUGCCCCUCAGCUAUUUCAACUUAUGUUUUGUUGGGAUCAAAGUCAAAUGAUGCUAGAAGUCGAGGUUUUGAAUUUGGUGAGGGAAGAAAUGCAUUGGCAUGGCAUUAAGUGUAUGUCAGACAGAAUUACAAACAGUUCAAAGAAAAGUCGAAAGUUUUACAGACUAGCUUAGAUAUAUGUUAAUGUCUGCAUACUGCUGCAGUCUGUUUUGCAGAGUAUAUGGUACUGAUUAUCUCACUGCUGUCAUGUUCUGAAAGUUGCCUGUGUAUUAAGCUUAAAGAAUAAAAAAACCCCAGCGCAGUAUUGUUACAAGACAAAGUUAAAAAUAUGUAAUGAAUAAUAUAUUCAGCAUAAAAAAAGUUUUCAAACGUUCAGGAUUUUAAAUAAACUUAACUCAUAUUCAGCA
Messenger RNA from Neopsephotus bourkii (Bourke's parrot), 7154 nucleotides. It is a transcript of the gene GOLGA3, whose product is annotated as golgin A3. The record is from RefSeq and is a predicted model, not a curated record. The transcript has 24 exons. The coding region runs from base 544 to 5097 and encodes 1517 amino acids. NCBI's taxonomy places the organism in Eukaryota, Metazoa, Chordata, Aves, Psittaciformes, Psittacidae.